AUGUAUAAUUGUGGUAUAUCGGAUACAGAGUGUAGUUUAGAUGCUCCUUCAAAGAAUGAAGCCCAGGCCACAACAAUGAAGCUAACGUCUCUUGUCAGUGCAUUGGCAUUAGUGAACACAGUCACUGCAAUUGAAAAAGGUGCUGUCUUCAGAUUUGAUAAUGGGUGUAAUGAUGGAAAGGAUAAACAUAUAAAGACAAUCCCACAAACUGAUGCAACGUUGAAUCUAGCCUACGAUUUUGGCGUCUCACCAUUCUAUAACAUCGCCGAAGUCCAAGAUUUGGAGAAUGUCAUGCUAGGAAACAAGAAGGAAGAUGGCAAUGACUAUGAGAAGGAUAAGCUAAUUAUCAUUAUCAACGGUGUCGACAAACCAUCCAAAUUUUUAAAAGAAUAUGACGUAAAGCCCGUUUAUAAAGUCAAAUUCAAGGACGACAGACAAUCUUCAAAGUUCAAGUCAUUCUUACAGAAGGUUCCUGAGCAGCUCUCACAAUUGAAGGAAAAGGCCGGAUAUCAAAUGAGUAGCUUGUCCAACGAGAUUUCCAUUUUAAGCGAUUCAAAUAAGAAGGUGUCUUACUUGGAAUCUAUAUGGAACAAGUACUUUCAUUUUGAGGAAGACCACAAAUUACAAUCAAUGUGGAGGAAUGUCAAGGAAAGCAUUGCUCCUUCAAAUUCCGAAUCUAUUCUGAAAAUCAGCAUUGAUAAAAGAUCAUUGGACUUGAUUAAUGAUAGUUCUUUUAUUAACGAAAUCACCCAAUUAGACUUUUUCCUUAACGAAGAAUUGGAAAACAACGUUAAAGAAGGUAUUGUAAUUGUUAAUAUCGAUUCUCUAAUUUCUAUUUUCAAAAAGACAGGCUCAACUCAAACAUACGAAACAUGUAAGAAAAUUAUAUCCAAGUUAUUGGUUGAAAAACUGGAGAAGGUUGGUGAAACAGUAACGACUACAUUGGUUGUUUUACCGCUUGAUCAGUCAUUGAAGAGUGUCAAGUGUGAAAAGAAAUUGAAAUCACACCGUAAUCCUCAACACAAGGAACACCACAAGGAACACCACAAGGAACACCACAAAAAAGACAAGCCACAGCAUGGAGAGCGUAAAUCACACCAUAUAUCUCCUCAAAUGCUCAACAAGAGAUCCGAAGAAGACAUUUUUUCUGCAGAGAAGUUCCAAGGAGCAUGUUACAAGAACCAGUUAGAAUGCAUUGAAUCUACAGAAUCAUGUUCAGGACACGGAACUUGUACCUUAGUCGGAUCGUGUUACCAGUGUGAAUGUUUGCCAACAAGAGACGACAACAAGAGAACUACAUACUGGACCGGCGCAGCUUGUGAGAAGGUUGAUUACUCCUCCCAGUUCAAUCUUUUGUUUUGGACCAGUUUGGUCUUAUUAGUCACUAUCGUUGGAGGUAUCAAGUUACUUGUUUCCUGUGGCUCUGAGGAGUUGCCUGGUGUUCUCAAGGCGGCAACAGUUCAAACGAAAAAGGCCAUCUAA
Pichia kudriavzevii is the source of this 1482-nucleotide messenger RNA. RefSeq lists its product as uncharacterized. Lineage: Eukaryota; Fungi; Ascomycota; Pichiomycetes; Pichiales; Pichiaceae. Bases 1 to 1482 code for a protein of 493 amino acids. The transcript has a single exon. The record is from RefSeq and is a predicted model, not a curated record. Gene Ontology annotation, cellular component: endoplasmic reticulum.